AUGGCUCGAGAGAAGGUGGCGCCCGUCUACGCGAAGAUAGUUCCCUCAACGGUAGCCGUAAUGGUUCCAUCCGAUGCAGCUCCAGCACAGGUAGCUGGAGCUUCAGCAGAAGUUGCAGCAGCAGCAGUUGCAGCUGCAGCUGCUGCAGUUCCGGCCANUUUAAUUGACGCCUCCGCCGUCCCCAGCAUCACCUCUGUCACCCUGAAGGACUAUACUCCAACAACAACAACAACUGCCGCCGCCGCCGCCGCCGCUCAUCAUUAUCAGCCCAAUUUGCCCCAGCAAUCCCCAGCACCAGCACUUCUAAAUGCUGCAGGCAAUCAUCACCAGCCACUGGUCAAUGAAAUGAACGCCGUCGUGUACUUCAACCACCUGACCGGUCGCUCCACUCUCUACUCGCUGCCGCAACUUCAGCUGUCCACUUCAGCUCUACCAGAGUCAGCUGUAAGGGCGCUGCAGGGCAGUCCUUACUGGAAUGUCGCUCCUGCUCCUGCUCCUGCUCCUGAAAUUAUUUCCGGUCUACCCCGAGCUAGCCCACAGGUGGUGCCGGUGUUUUACGGCCCCUCAGGUGUCCUCAUUCCAUUGCCAGCAGUAAACGGUGGUAAUCAGCAGCAGCAGCAAGGCAAUUCCGUUCAAAAUCAGUUGGAGAUUGAUUGCCAGCGAGUGGCUGACUGGAUUCAAGAUCAGGCGCGGCGAUAUCGCAACAACAGCAGCAAUUAA
Rhagoletis zephyria (snowberry fruit fly) is the source of this 720-nucleotide messenger RNA. Lineage: Eukaryota; Metazoa; Arthropoda; Insecta; Diptera; Tephritidae. The record is from RefSeq and is a predicted model, not a curated record.